AUGGCGGAAGAUUUUGAUAUGGAGAGUUUACUUGAGUCAAUGAAUUUGACUGGUCAAUCGCAACCAACAACAAUGCCUAACGUAUCUGAUCCAUCUCUGGAUAAUCAGAUCUUAAAUGAUUUAACUUUUGGGUCGGAUGCUUUUCUCAGCUUGAAUUCAACAUCGUCGGAUGAUAUUCACAAUGCUCUUAUCGAUUCACCUUCAGCUUUAUUCACCACUACCCCGCAACACUCAUUCGAGUCCGAAGACAUAGCUUCAUUAAUUUCCUCGAAUAUUGGUGAAGUGCCAAGACAAAACUCUAUUGAAGAUACCUUCGAACAUAUGAAUAUCAAUCCAUUGCCAACAGAUUUUAUGUUGUCGUCAUCAUUUUCCACUCAAGUUGGCAGUUCGCCUGUGGAGCCCCAGGCAUUUGAUAAUGUUGCUGCUGCUCGACAAUGUGUCCGAAAUCAACAGCGGCUACACAAAAAUGCGUCGAAAUUGAAAAAGAACUCUGCUGGCCGUCAUACUUCUUCGUCCGUCGCUCCAAUUGAUAUACUUGCUUCGUAUGGUGGAUGUCAACCUUGUUCAUCAAUUCAAAUCAAUACUGAGUUUGAUUUUCAACAGCAAUUGCUUCAAUUCGACUCACUCGAUUCGAAACAGAUCAAAAUUCGAUGUCAACCACGAAAGCAAUUUCGCCCACGGACGCAGAAUGAAAGCAAAACUGCCACACACUAUCUUCGUUGUGAACAACUCAGCGAACAUGAAUAUCCCACCAUUGAUAUCUCUCCAAAAUGGCCUAUGGAAUCGGUCAAUAACAUCAUUGAAGUUACCCUUGUCGCCAAGGAUAAACAGCCUCAUUGUUACACGAUCGAUAACAGGCAAUGUCAACCUAGAUACGAGGAAAAUACCUUAAUUUUCCGUUUGAAUGAACCGCAAUCCUUAUAUUUUCGCGUAACACCUGAGGAUAUAUCAAAAGGAUAUAAAAGCUUCAUGAUUGAAUACAUCAAAGGUAAACAGGAUGACUUUCUCACCAAAAAUUUAAUUAAACAACGCGAAUUGGAACAAUCAAUGCUACGGUUCACACGCUAUUUCGAAACGGAAAAAGACAGUUUUCAACGUGAUGAAGAUAGUGUGGCAUAUUCUUGCGUUAUGACGGAAGGUUAUGGCGAUGUCUGUGUGGAACAUAUCGGCCCACAGUAUGGGCCCAUAUGUGGGAAUGAAAGAGUGUAUGCUGUAUUGAAAGGUCGUGUGCUGAAGGAUGACAUCACCGUAUUCGUCGGAAUCGGAGCCACAACCUGGCGACAAUCAGUAUCAUUCACGAAGAGUGGAAAUGUUAUCUACUUUUCGAUGCCACCAUUUCCAUGUCCACAAGUUGAUCAGGGUGUUGCAUAUAUAGAAAUCUUUUACAAAGGAGAAGAGCUUCAUAAAUCGAAUUAUCUAUACAAUGGUUCAUUAGAUCAAGUACUAGCAGCACUCAAUUUGGGCAAUUCAAAUGCAGUAACAAAUGCUUCAUCACUCUCGAAUACAUACGAUGUAUUAGAGAUGAUCUCAGCUACCGGUGUGCGUCCAGUCAUUUCAUCAUCCAGAACGGCUAAGCGUCCCAAACGUUUAGUCCAUUCUUAA
Adineta ricciae is the source of this 1602-nucleotide messenger RNA. Lineage: Eukaryota; Metazoa; Rotifera; Eurotatoria; Adinetida; Adinetidae. The record is from the annotation of a GenBank genome assembly.